AUGGGCGUGUCCCCCCAGGUGUGCAGGAACUGGGAUGGACUGGGAUGGACUGGGCUGAACUGGGCGUGUCCCCCAGGUGUGUUCAUCUGCCGGGGCCGGGAGGACGCGCUGGUGACCCGGAACCUCGUCCCGGGGGAGUCGGUGUACGGGGAGAAACGGAUCAGUGUGGAGGAGGGCGACACCUCCAUCGAGUACCGGGCGUGGAACCCCUUCUGGUCCAAGCUGGCGGCCGCCAUCUUGGGGGGCAUCGACCGCAUCCACAUCCGGCCCGGGGCCAAGGUGCUCUACCUGGGCGCCGCCUCGGGCACCACCGUCAGCCACGUCUCCGACAUCGUGGGCCAGGAGGGCGUGGUCUACGCGGUGGAGUUCUCGCACCGCUCGGGGCGGGACCUGCUCAACGUGGCCAAGAAAAGGACCAACGUGGUUCCCGUCAUCGAGGACGCCCGGCACCCCCACAAGUACAGGAUGCUCAUUGGGAUGGUGGACGUGAUCUUCGCCGACGUGGCCCAGCCCGACCAGACCCGGAUCGUGGCCCUGAACGCCCAUCACUUCCUGCGCUGCGGGGGGCACUUCAUCAUCUCCAUCAAGGUCAGACCAGUAUAGACCAGUAUAAACCAGUAUAAACCAGUAUAGACCAGUUUGGGGCAGUAUGGACCAGUAUGGGUCAGUAUAGACCAGUAUGGGUUAGUGGAAUGGGGAAUGGGGCUCUGAGCACCAGUAAGGACCAGUUCAGGGGGUUGGGGG
Molecule: messenger RNA, 744 nt
Organism: Pseudopipra pipra
Lineage: Eukaryota; Metazoa; Chordata; Aves; Passeriformes; Pipridae
Product: rRNA 2'-O-methyltransferase fibrillarin-like
Exons: 6
Coding region: 1-603 (200 amino acids)
Biological process (GO): box C/D sno(s)RNA 3'-end processing; rRNA methylation
Cellular component (GO): box C/D methylation guide snoRNP complex; nucleolus; small-subunit processome
Molecular function (GO): RNA binding; histone H2AQ104 methyltransferase activity; rRNA methyltransferase activity
Source: RefSeq, a predicted model, not a curated record